Molecule: messenger RNA, 609 nt
Organism: Linnemannia hyalina
Lineage: Eukaryota; Fungi; Mortierellomycota; Mortierellomycetes; Mortierellales; Mortierellaceae
Source: the annotation of a GenBank genome assembly
AUGUCUGACGACUCGGACUAUGAAUCCGUGCUCCUCGUAAUUCGAGAGUGCUAUGUCUACAAAGUGCCACCGCUGCAGUCAUCAAGUCGCGGCUACAGAGCCGCCGAUUGGGGUAACGUCGACGAGCCCAUCUGGCGUGGGCGUCUUCGGAUCAUUGCCCAGGGCAAAAAUUGUUUUAUCCGCCUCGAGGACGGUCAAACAGGAGAACUCUUUGCCGUGUGCCCCUACGAAGAGAACAAGGGCUGUAUUGAAAGCGUCACGGACUCGAGUCGCUACUUUGUCGUCAGGAUUGAAGACCAAGGACGACAUGCCUUCAUUGGGCUGGGCUUCCUCGACCGCAGCCAUGCUUUCGAUUUCAAUGUCGCCCUUCAGGAUCAUUUUAAGCAUUUGGCGGCAGAGGAACGAUCGGCAGAACAAAAGAAGUCUGGCGUUCAACAGCCCAAACUGGACUUUUCGCUAAAAGAAGGCCAGACUUUGAACUUGACCAUUGCAGGCGGCGGUACCGGAGCUUCUACGCGUAGGAAUCGUCCACCCCGACCCGCAGCAUCUGACGAAGGAGUGCUUCCUGCACUACUUCCUCCUCCUCCACCACCAGGAAAGAGAAAGUAG